AUGUUCAAAUGGGAGAAAAAGAAAGCUCUGGACCGGCAACCAAAACCGGCAGACCCGUCUCCCUAUGCACGAGUUCCAUAUCCUCAGCGGUUGAAACAAGAGAUCCAGAAACAACAAUACACCAAAUUUCUGGGCAUCUUCAAGAAGCUGCAAGUUAACAUUCCUUUCGUAGAAGCCUUGGAAAGCAUGUCGAACUGUGCAAAAUUCAUGAAAGACCUUCUGCCAAAGAAGCGCAAGCUGAAGGAGUGCGAAACAGUGGCCCUGACAGAGGAAUGCAGUGCAAUCAUCCAGAAGAAACUUCCUUCCAAGUUGAAAGAUCCAGGCAGCUUUAGUAUUCAUAUUGCCAUAGGAAAUAUUAAAGUAGGAAAAGCAUUAUGUGAUUUGGGAGCAAAUUUUUUAAUUCUGAAUAUAGAAGAGGAUGCCGAGAUUCCCCUACUGCUUGGGAGGCCAUUUCUAGCCACUGCAAGAGUAAUGAUCGAUGUGGAGCGAGGAAAAUUGAUGUUGAGGAUGAACGAAGAGACAGUCACCAUUGACGUCUUCGAGUCAAUGAAACAUCCGUCAGAUGGAGGAGAUUGCUUCAUGGUUGACAUAAUACAAGAAGUAGUUGAUGACGCGAUGAAAGAGGAGAGUUCUCCACUAGAGUUAGAACAAAUCAACGAAGAAGCUGAACUUGCUGAUAAAGAACCAGUGGUGGAAGAACUAGAAAUAAAGAAAGAUGACAUCCCUCUUGCAGCACCAAAGGUGGAGCUUAAGGAGUUUCCUCCAAAUCUGAAGUAUGCUUUCCUUGGUGACAACAACACUUAUACAGUCAUCAUCAAUAUUGAGCUGUCAACCAUGGAAGAAGAAAAACUUCUCAAGGUGCUAAAGAAACACAAAGCUGCCAUAGGAUGA
Gastrolobium bilobum is the source of this 891-nucleotide messenger RNA. RefSeq lists its product as uncharacterized. The record is from RefSeq and is a predicted model, not a curated record. Lineage: Eukaryota; Viridiplantae; Streptophyta; Magnoliopsida; Fabales; Fabaceae. The coding region runs from base 1 to 891 and encodes 296 amino acids. The transcript has 2 exons.